GUUUGGUAUUGUUCGUUAAUGGUAUUACGCACCAAUUAAGAGUAAUGUGACACCAUUGCACUCAAGUCGUGUUAAUUGGCCUCACUUCGGCGGAGAACGGCUUUGACGUACAGUUUCAACAGGUGUUUAUUAGAAAAUUGGCUCUGUUGUUGCUGUGUGCAAUCGUUCGUUGAGUGAAGGCAGUAUGGGUAGAACGGGAAGAUUAGGUCCUUUAGUUGGAGCAAUUGAUGAAGGAACAAGCAGCGCAAGAUUCUUGGUGUUCUCUGCUCGAACAUCUGAAGUAAUAGCCUCCCAUCAAAUAGAAUCAUCAUACAUAUUUCCACAAGAAGGAUGGGUGGAACAAGAUCCACUGAAAAUAUUAGAUGCUGUUAAGAUAUGCAUUGAAAAAGUGGCAGAAGAACUUCAAGAGCAAGAAAUAGAACCAAGUGAUAUAGUUACCAUUGGUAUAACUAAUCAGAGGGAGAGUACAGUAGCCUGGGAUUCCAUCACUGGGAAACCUCUUUAUAAUGCUAUAAUAUGGUUAGACAUGCGCACAACUUCCACAGUAGAUGGAUUAUUAUCCAAAGUACCCAAGAAGAAUAAGAAUUGCCUAAAACAGUUAUGUGGUCUGCCACUAAGUCCUUAUUUCAGUGCUUUGAAAAUGAGAUGGCUUAUGGAAAAUAUCCAAGAAGUUAAAGAUGCAGUAAAAGGCAAUCGAUGUUGUUUUGGAACCAUAGAUUCAUGGCUUAUAUGGAAUCUCACUGGUGGUAGUAAUGGUGGUCUGCAUCUAACUGAUGUCACAAAUGCCUCCCGGACAAUGUUAAUGAACAUAGCUACAUUAAAGUGGGAUCCUGAAUUAAGCAGAUUUUUCAACAUACCAAUAAACCUUUUACCUGCAAUACACAGUUCUUCAGAAAUUUAUGGACACAUAUCUGAUGGACCACUAAAAGGAACACCAAUAUCUGGAUGUCUAGGUGAUCAACAGUCUGCAUUGCUUGGUCAGAUGUGUCUAAAAGAAGGACAAGCAAAAUGCACUUAUGGUACUGGAUGUUUUCUUCUGUAUAACACUGGGACUAAGCUGGUCGAGUCAACUCAUGGCCUUGUGACAACUGUGGCAUACCAGAUGGGCAGUUCACGUGCACCAGUAUAUGCCCUGGAGGGGUCCGUUGCUGUAGCAGGAGCUGCAUUGAGUUGGUUGCGUGACAAUGUCUGUCUCUUGCAUGACGUGUCAGAGACUGAAAGUCUUGCUAGUACUGUGAAAGACACCAAUGAUGUCUAUUUUGUUCCUGCCUUCUCAGGGCUCUAUGCUCCACAUUGGCAGAAGGAUGCGAGAGGAACAAUAUGUGGCAUUAGUGAAGAUACAACACAAAGGCAUAUAAUUCGUGCUGCACUUGAAGCCGUCUGUUUCCAGAUAAGAGACAUCCUUGAAGCUAUGAACAAAGAUUGUGGAAUUCCUCUUCAGAAGCUACAAGUAGAUGGUGGCAUGACUUCUAACAACUUAUUAAUGCAAUUGCAAGCUGAUUUGACAGGGAUUCCCGUCAAACGGCCAGUGAUGAGUGAAACAACUGCCUUAGGUGCAGCUAUGGCUGCUGGCAGUGCCGAAGGAAUUGAGGUCUGGGACACCACAGAGCUUCAUCCAACGCUCUGUGAUGAAUUUAAGCCUGCUAUAAGUAAUGAAGAACGAAAUCUUCGAUAUUCAAAGUGGAAAAUGGCAGUAGAAAGAAGCCUUGGUUGGCAAGUGGCAGACUCAAAUGAUGAAAUAUAGAUAUCUAAAUGGUAGAUGGGAUUGUUUAAUGUGACCUAAUAUGCUUGUGAAUCUUGUGUAGGCCAUGAGAUACCUGUAGUUUUCAACAGAUAAUUUUUUUUUUUUUUU
Molecule: messenger RNA, 1852 nt
Organism: Schistocerca piceifrons (Central American locust)
Lineage: Eukaryota; Metazoa; Arthropoda; Insecta; Orthoptera; Acrididae
Product: glycerol kinase-like
Exons: 11
Coding region: 185-1744 (519 amino acids)
Biological process (GO): triglyceride metabolic process; glycerol-3-phosphate biosynthetic process; glycerol metabolic process
Cellular component (GO): mitochondrion
Molecular function (GO): glycerol kinase activity
Source: RefSeq, a predicted model, not a curated record